Amborella trichopoda is the source of this 916-nucleotide messenger RNA. RefSeq names its product acireductone dioxygenase 2. Lineage: Eukaryota; Viridiplantae; Streptophyta; Magnoliopsida; Amborellales; Amborellaceae. Gene Ontology annotation, molecular function: acireductone dioxygenase [iron(II)-requiring] activity. The record is from RefSeq and is a predicted model, not a curated record.
UCUGCUAUAUAAAUGGGGUCGGCUCGGACCAUAAGGAGAGAAUAAGAACUGUGCAAGGCUGCCUCUGGUCUCCAAACCAUAUUCAGAAAUGGCGUCUUCAAACAAGGGUGAGGCAACCAUCCAGGCCUGGUACAUGAACGAGACCGAUGAGGACCAGAGACUUCCCCACCAUUGUGAUCCUCCUGAGUACGUUUCUUUGGACAAACUAGCAGAGCUAGGUGUUCUCUACUGGCAUUUGGAUGCUGAUAACUAUGAAACUGAUGAAGAGUUCAACAAGAUACGAGAAUCCAGGGGCUAUACUUAUUCAGAUUUGAUCACGUGCUGCCCAGAUAAGUUGCCAAACUAUGAGUGCAAGUUGAAAUCUUUUUAUGAAGAGCAUAUUCAUACUGAUGAAGAGAUCCGCUUUCUUUUGGAGGGAAGUGGUUAUUUUGACGUUAGGGACAACAAUGACCGUUGGAUUCGUAUUUGGGUGAAGAAAGGAGACAUGAUUGUGUUACCAGCGGGAAUCUAUCAUCGGUUCACCAUGGAUUCCGACAACCAUACCAAAGCCCUGCGUUUAUUUGUUGGUGAACCUGUAUGGACCCCAUACAACCGCCCUCAAGAUGACCACCCUAUCAGAAAGCAAUAUGUUGAAGCUUUUAUCGAGAAGGAUCAGGGCAGUCAUGCUGUAGAAGCACAUUAAUACGGCACAAUAGAGGCACUUGGCUUGGCUUUUUCUUUUAGGUGUCCUAUAAAUGUGUGUGCGCGCUUUAUCAUUUCCCAUAUAACUCAGUGACAUUUUAUUAAUAAUAUGUAUGCUUGAAGUCUUGUGAAAAUAAGCAUAAAAUAAUAAUAUGUAUGCCUGAAGUCUUUGUGAAACUUUACUAUAUAAUAGUGAUGUUUUGCUACAUACUUCUUGCUUGGCUCCUUUAAUGGA